Gadus chalcogrammus (walleye pollock) is the source of this 3644-nucleotide messenger RNA. Its product is annotated as guanine nucleotide-binding protein G(olf) subunit alpha. Gene Ontology annotation, biological process: adenylate cyclase-modulating G protein-coupled receptor signaling pathway. Gene Ontology annotation, cellular component: heterotrimeric G-protein complex. Gene Ontology annotation, molecular function: GTPase activity; GTP binding; G protein-coupled receptor binding. The coding region runs from base 2405 to 3544 and encodes 379 amino acids. The transcript has 12 exons. NCBI's taxonomy places the organism in Eukaryota, Metazoa, Chordata, Actinopteri, Gadiformes, Gadidae. The record is from RefSeq and is a predicted model, not a curated record.
GAGAUUUUAACACCCAACAGAUGAAGUGAGAGUCCCGGUUUUUUAUUUGCAUGCAGAGCUACUUUGUUCCACUCAUUUCACUGCAUGAACCAAGCAUUUGCAUGGUAUUUGCAUAAUGUUGCCCAUCGCAGCUUGUUCGUUUCUACAUCUGGCACUAAGCAUUGAUAGCUGUCUUGUAGCCUAUAUUUGAAUACCUAUAUUAGUUGGUGGUCAAUGAGAUAUAACGCCCAUUCAUGGUUUGAGCCGAAAUACAAAGUGACCUUUGAUUGAAGCUUUUAAUAAUAAAGAUCAAAAUACGUAGGGACCAUUUCAACCAUAUUAAAUGGAUAAUACGGACAGUAUGAGACAAUACAAUGCACACUGCAUCAUUGUAUGUACAUCUAACUCCAAGAUUUAAUCAGAGAACUGAGAUAUAUGUCCACUAGACAGCCUAAAACACUUUACAAAAAGGCCUCCAUUAAAACAUGUUCUUUAAUUCUGUCCAAACAGUACAUGAGAAACAGAAAAAUAAUACUAUGUAAUUUGAAAGAUUACAACAGUCAGAGAUGGAUUUUUACAUAGCAUGGAAAUGGUACACAAUGGCACACAUCUUAUGCAUUUAUUUACUCAAUCGAUGUAGGCUAAUAUAAGAUGGCACAAAGGUACUAAGCUCUAUGUUUAUAUUCACAGCCUCCUUUAACUAAAGAUUGGAAACAGCAUAGUUAUCUGUACUAUGUUAUAUUAUAUUUUAAUUGUUAAUUUGUGUGUGAGUGUGCAUGUGUGCGUGUGACCGUGUGUGUUUGUGUGUGUGCGUGUGUGUAUGUGUAUAGACUUCUUUAUCACACAAGUGGAUAGUGUGUGUGUAAUGUGUGUGUGUAUAUAGACUGAUCUAUGAUGAAUAUUUUAUCCUUUUAGUAAGUUACAACACAGUUUCUAUUUUGUAUUUUCUAUUCCUAUUUAACGGUUACCAGUUUAGUGGCUAAUUAUGUGUAGCAAGCACACUACACAUGCUAAGAUUCUAUUAUCUUUGCCCAAAGCCUUAUAAGUCAUAGGCCUUGAGCAACUUUAACUAAGACAUAUAAGUCAAAGUGAUAUGCUAACAUAAAAUAGUAUUACAGAGUAAUGUAUGGGAUGUAUUAUCUGAACUGAAUCGUUUGCUACCUCAUCAAGUGUUCUUUAGUGUUUAUCAACAAACAAAAGGUAUAUACAUCGGAAUUGGUUCUUUCCUUGGGUAUCCCAAACUGCAACAAACAAACAUAUGGUUAUAUUUAUUUUUAAGCAGGUAAUAGCAAUAGCUAUUAUCCUUCCUAACGCCAGAUAGUCCUCUGAUGAUAUACACAAUUACACAUAGAGCAAUAUGACAUGUUUACUGUAAUAUACGGCACAAUCCUGCUUUAAUAUCACAUUAGCAAUAUUUGAUUACAUUAUAUAUGUAACAUUGUAAACGUUGUAAACAGGGCUUUAGUUAUCCUCAAAUUGACACAAUAGUAGACUACUGCAGAGUAAACAUAAUUUAGGACAAAACUUGUUGUAUAUCUAAGCUCGUUUGACUUGGCCUAUAUUCCUAUAUAAGUUAUAUGUUCUAACUUCUAAUGUAAGUACACAACCUACCCAUAAAAAAUAUAUGUCAUGUGCGGCGUGUUUGUUGUGUAUCAAGACAUUGAGUCAGGAAUAUAGUUAACUUUAGUAUGUAGACAGAGUGCAGUUUACUUGGUAAACAAUCGAGAGUUUAGGUCAGGGCCAUCUCGCUGACUGCGUUCAUGUUGGACGACAUGAGACCCAGCCCUCUGAAAGUAGUCUGUAGAGGCGGACACUUUCCACCCCUUGUCGAUUCGUUUGAUAGCUGGCUAGUGGAGGACUCCUGUAGGCCUACUAAUGUUUUUUUUAAUGGCUCAACCUUUCCAAUGCAACUUCUAAAAUUAUAUCAGCCUAUAUAUAUAUGUACAUAUAUAUAUAUAGGCCUGCCUGAUUGGGAUUGUUAAAUUUGAACGUAGAUAUUUCUUCGUUUCUCUCUCCCUUGGUUCACGGUUACUUCCUGGUGUCACAGAGAGAGGCAGUGCUGAGUUAAAGAGACAGAAAUACUGAUAGAAAUUUAGAUAGAAAAUACUGUGAGAAGAGGGGAGGAACAAGAUAGGAGCAGUUGACUGGAUUCCAGAAAUCGAAACCCCCUCUUCCUUUGCAUGUUUGCCAUUAUUUUUUUAAACAUCGUUUUUUUUGGUUUGAAAACCCAGAAUAUCGUUUAGAUGACUCGGAUGCCGAAGCUCCAGCUCGUUGCGGCUAAAGCGGAAUUGUAACGGGGAACGUAUUCCUCCCUCCGACCGAGAAGCCUCGCCAAGAUUUACAAUAUACGUAUUGCUUUUUUAAUAUACCAUCCGAGGUAUUUCCAUAUUUUCUUUUAACGAGGAAGGGUUAAAAGAGACGGAAGAUGGGUUGUUUGGGCAACAGCAAGACUGAAGAUCAACGCAUCGACGAAAAGGCACAACGAGAGGCAAAUAAAAAAAUAGAAAAACAGUUACAAAAAGAAAGACAAGCAUAUAAAGCUACACAUAGGCUGUUAUUAUUGGGUGCGGGUGAGUCCGGAAAAAGCACCAUUGUGAAGCAGAUGAGGAUUCUACACGUCAACGGCUUCAACGCAGAAGAAAAGAAACUGAAAAUACAAGAUAUACGAAAAAACGUUAAGGAUGCCAUAGUGACGAUAGUGUCGGCAAUGAGCACUUUGAUACCCCCAGUCCCGCUAGCUAAUCCAGAGGACCAAUUCAGAAUUGAGUACAUCAAAAGCAUAGCUCCUCUCUCCGACUUUGACUAUUCACAGGAGUUCUUUGACCAUGCGAAGAAACUGUGGGACGACGAGGGAGUAAAAGCGUGCUUCGAGAGGUCCAACGAGUACCAGCUCAUUGACUGCGCACAAUAUUUCCUGGACAGAAUUGACUCCGUAAGACAGAGUGAAUACACACCAACGGACCAGGACCUGCUACGCUGCCGAGUGUUGACUUCAGGGAUUUUUGAGACGAGGUUCCAAGUAGACAAAGUCAAUUUUCACAUGUUCGAUGUUGGGGGCCAGAGAGAUGAGAGGAGGAAAUGGAUCCAGUGCUUUAACGACGUGACUGCGAUCAUCUUCGUGGUGGCCAGCAGCAGCUACAACAUGGUAAUAAGGGAAGACAACGACACAAACCGGCUACGGGAAGCUCUGGACCUCUUCCGCAGUAUUUGGAACAACAGGUGGUUACGCACUAUAUCGGUCAUCCUAUUCCUGAACAAGCAGGAUAUGCUGGCUGAAAAAGUAUUAGCUGGGAAAUCCAAAAUCGAAGACUACUUCCCUGAAUAUGCUCGCUACACCAUACCAAAUGAAGCAACUCCUGAACCAGGUGAAGACCCGAAAGUAACGAGAGCUAAGUUCUUCAUCCGCGAUGAGUUCCUCCGGAUCAGCACGGCGAGCGGCGACGGCAGACACUACUGCUACCCCCACUUCACGUGCGCGGUGGACACCGAGAACAUCCGCCGCGUCUUCAACGACUGCCGGGACAUCAUCCAGCGCAUGCACCUGAGGCAGUACGAGCUCUUGUGAUGCGCCGUGGGGGAAACGACGCGUCCGGGCAAGGGGCGGCCUUCACACACUUUUUAAAAAUAGUUUUUGUUUUCUUUUGACCUUUCUUUUUAAAAGAAAU